Molecule: messenger RNA, 1172 nt
Organism: Emiliania huxleyi CCMP1516
Lineage: Eukaryota; Haptophyta; Isochrysidales; Noelaerhabdaceae
Exons: 1
Coding region: 22-870 (282 amino acids)
Source: RefSeq, a predicted model, not a curated record
AGCCCAACAACAACUCACGUGAUGGAGAUCCAAGUUGGCCAAGCCGUCGAGCUUAUGGCCGUGGAGAACGCUGGUCUCGACAUCACAGGCAAGCGCGGAACGGUGACGGAGAUUCAGAGUCACGGACUCGUCAGCGUUUCGAUUGAUGGCGGUGGCGACGUCAGCGUUUGGCCAGAAAACCUCAAGGUCGUGUCCGGUCCGGCGGCGGCAGCGGCGGCAGCAGCGGCGGCGGCCGGAGCGAGCGCUCAAAUCAGAGUCGAUGCGGUGCGCAGUCACAGGGCGGCGGCCGCCGCCGCGAUCCCCGGAUUCGCGCAGAUUCUCGCGGAGGCGACGGCGACGGCUGGCGGCAUUGACGCAGUGGACGGUAUGCUCGCUCAGUGCAAGGCGUUUGAAGACCAGUCGCUGGAGAUGCACCGCGGUGGAUCCUCCGCUGCGGACUGCCUUGCAUGGCUGGACGCGAAGCUUCUCUCGAUGCAGCUCGAGCCCGACGCCUCGGCCGUGUGGCAGGCGUUCAACAGCAUGGUGGAAGACCGCAAGGCUCCCAUCGACGUCGUCUACCUCGAGCACCCGACGAUCCCAGGGUGCUUCGCCGCAGUCGUUGCGAAGGGUGUGAGCUUCGAGGCGAUCCAGCAGGAGUUCAAGAGCUCACUCGAGCUGAGCGUGGACAAGGUCCAAUACCACGUCAACGGCACGCGCCACGUCGCGUUCGACUCCGCCGGCCUCGAGCUGAUCUUUGCCGCUGCGGCCAAGGAGGGCAAGACGUCCUGCACGCUGCGCCCAUUCGAUAUCGCGGCGACGCUCAAGCAGAGCGGGGCGGAAGGCAGCGUGCGUCCGCCGUUCACCGAGGCCUCCCAGCAGCCGAUCGACUGAUUGGUCGAGCGCCGCGGCGGCGUUGGGGCGGAGAGGGAAGGGGCAGACCGCCAGGGGACAUCUCUGUUUGCGCAUCCCCCGUACCAGGCAUGUUGAGAGUCGAGAAUGCAGCCGGCGCGUCGAGGACCGCUGCGAGGAGCCUUUCGCUUUUGCGGCCCUCGCACGCCUGUGGGGCAAUCGGCAGGGUCAGGCGGCAACAGGGGCCGUGUGCGGAGGCGAAUGAAUGCCAGAAUGGUUGAGUACAGUCGCACCGCGGCGGUGGUUGAGAGCGGGUUUACGUUGUGUUUGAAAGCGUGCUGCCC